Molecule: messenger RNA, 5571 nt
Organism: Labrus mixtus (cuckoo wrasse)
Lineage: Eukaryota; Metazoa; Chordata; Actinopteri; Labriformes; Labridae
Gene: map7d3
Product: MAP7 domain containing 3
Exons: 20
Coding region: 104-2620 (838 amino acids)
Biological process (GO): microtubule cytoskeleton organization
Cellular component (GO): microtubule cytoskeleton
Source: RefSeq, a predicted model, not a curated record
UCCACGUCCCCGCGGUGUCCGAGUCCUACCGGCUGCGAUGUGUUACGCGCCCCUGCUUUAGAAAAAAAAAAAAAAAAAAACAGAGAAGGAAAACUUCAGAGAAAUGGCGGAGGGUACUACGACUCUCAAAGGCUUGCGAGCCCAAAUAGCUGCAGCUGCACAGGCACAAGCCGAGGAGCGGCGCAGCCUGGCAGGGAACAGUCCAGGACCUACCACCAACGUACCAGCUAAACCUCAGGGGUGUAGGCCAGUCAUUGACGGUGCUGCACUGAGAAUAGACGACCGACUGCGAGUGGCGAAAGAGAGACGAGAGGAAGCAGACAGACAACACGCUUUGCGAGAGUCUCAGAUCAUGGAAAGGGAGCGUAAGGCCAAGCUACAAGUAGAGCGUCAGAUGGAGGAGCGUCAGAAAAAAGUUGACGAACAGCGAAAAAAGGAGGAGCAGAAACGACUGGCUGUGGAGGAGAAGAGGAAGCAGAAACAGGAAGAGGAAAAGGAGCACUAUGAGGCGGUGAUGCGGCGGACAUUGGAGCGUAGUCAACGGGUGGAGCAGAGGCAGAAAAGAUGGUCCUGGGGAGGACUUUCCACAGACUCAGAUGGACGAACAGGAGACUCUGAUGCCAGCGCCUCAUCUCCCGUAACAGUAGUUAUUUCCCCUGCCUCACCAGAAAAGCCGCCAAGGAGUCGACAAGUGGACAAACGCUCCACAUCCACCAUGAACCUGAAACAGCCGUCUGAGGCUGCAAUCAGCAGACGCCUAUCCUCCUCCUCUGCUACCCUCAUCAAAUCUCCCGACAAAAGUGUUAAGCAGAGGAGUUCGUCAUGUAACCGGUUGUCUAGCAAUGGCAAUGCUGCUCAGGCCAGUAAGGAAGACGGCAAAAAGCUUCAGGUGGAACAGACAGGCCAUUCCUUGAAGAAGAGAAGUUCCUCCCUUACACGAGUAAGUGUGGGCAGAGCACAAACCCCUGCCAGGCCUGAUAAAGGGACAUCGGAUGAUCAAGCUCACAGGCCAACGGCCAGCACUGUGGACGGAGGGGUCCUUAGUCGCCUGCUCACCCCCACCCAGGCCUCACUAGCUAGGAGCAAGAGCGCCGCCGCCCUGUCAGCUGAAGGAAAAGAAACUCCAGAGUGUCACCUGUGUCCUCGCUCAGCCUCUGCCAGUUCCCUGAACCCAUCUCGUGGACCCGUUCGAAGCCGCAGCAUUGACCGGCAGAAGAGCGGCAUGACCACCUCUGUUUCUGCAGAUGGAGCCCUAGACCCCUCACUGAAGGACAAGCAGUUACCAUCGCCUGGCAGGCAACGCCCCCCCUCCCCAUCUUCUACUCUGGUACGCAACCGUUCACCAUCUCCAGCUCCCAUUCCAGCCCCAAAGAGGACACCUUCUCCAUCAGCUGCCAAGCAAAAUUCCAAAACACGUCCACCCUCACCAGGUGCAAUGAAACAACGCCCGCCAUCCCCCCAGCCUACAUCUAAACCACCACCUAUACAGAAACCAGCUCUCACUCCAACAGGACCCCCAACCCUGCGAAAGAGGGACUCUAAGUCCAAGGAUCUGUGUCCUGUCCCCGGUGUAGCUCUGCAGUCCCCUGACUCUAGCAAAACCAAAGAGAAAGAUGCCUCUACAGGCACCAACUCAGCUGCUGAGGCGGCCAAGAUUCUGGCUGAGAACCGCAGACUGAUGAGAGAGCAGAAGGAGAAAGAGGAGCAGCUCAGGCUACAGAGGGAAGAAGAGGAAAAGUUAAGAAAGGAAGAGGAGGCACGUUUGGCGGAGGAGGCUCGACUGAAACGCCUGGAGGAGGAGGAGAAGCUCGCAGAGGAGAGAAAAAUUCAAGAAGAGGAAGACGCUCGCCUGGCAGAGGAGGACCGGUUGAGACUGGCAGAGGAGGAGGCCGUGAAACAGGCUGAGCUCCAGAAGGAACGUGAGGAGGCCGAGGCCAAAGCCCUGGAGGAGGCCGAGAGAGUCCGUCAGGAGAGAGACCGCAUCAUGCAGCAGAACCAGCAAGAACGAAUGGAGAGGAAGAAGAGAAUUGAAGAGAUAAUGAAGAGAACAAGAAAGGGGGAACAAAAUGACUUGAGGAGAGAAGAUGAUGAUGACGAUAAAUGUUCACAGGAGGAUGGAGAUGAGGGAAUGGACCAGAUCAACUCUGACACCAUGAGCCAGUCAGAUGACAUCCCACUGGAGGAAGAUACAGAAGAGUGUGGUCUGUCCUGUGGAGACCUGGGGAAUCAACGAGAGGAGCCCCUGGGCAGUGUGAAUGGAAAACCAGAGACAGACGACAAGGAGAAUAACAACGGCAUGAGCACAGAUGAGACUCAGGCUGUAAGUCCGAUGCCUAAGGGUCGCCUCGUUGAAGGCUCGGAGUUCUUGAAUGAGCAGGACUCUGCCAAGGUGGUAUCAGGUGUUAAUGGUAAAUCUACCCAGUGGAGCUUUGAGGAGCUCAAUGAUCUGAACGUCCACUCCAAGACCCGGCCCAUAAUGGAGGCUGAGGACAGUAACCAGGUCUUGAUCAACUGUGAUGGGAGCUCAGAAGGGCCAAGGGUAGCCUUAGAGGACAAGGGAACCCCGGUCAACAACCUGCAUUCCUCUAGUCAACCCUUAGAAACCAUGUCAGAGAUUUGAUGCUACAGACGUCUCUGAGAAGCCUCUUUCUGUUGCACUCGUGAAGUUCCUGUCCAGCUGAGCUCCUUUACAAAAAAAUCCUCCACAAGUUCCAGACAGCUUCUUCCUCUCUCUUCUCUUCUGCCAGAGGGAGGAGUACAAGGUGAAGCAGAACUACCACCCCAAGUGCUACAUUUGCACCCUGAAUGAUGAGCAAACAGAUAUAUAAAUAUUAUACGUACCGGUAUAUAAAGGUUAUGCUUCAGGGAAAUUCCAUAUAUUCCUUCAGUGUUCUUGCUUAAAGUUUCCUUCCCCUCCAUGUUGUUUGUUCUUUCCAGAUGUUUUUUUUUUUUCUUCUAUGUUGUGUCCAAUUUUGACAAUGUUUUAUAAGAGUUUUGUCUCGUGAGGGGUGCAUUGUUGUAAUUUAUUAAUUUUUGGCUUCUUUACCGUAAUUAUUGUUCUAUGUUUAGUCUUUUUUUUUUUCCCUUGUAUGAAAAUAUUCUAUGACUCUUGUACAUUAGGCUGUGUGAAUUGAAUAUAUGUUAAUAUUGUGAGUUGAAGGAAGGAGAGUUAAUGCAUUCUGUUUGAUAUCUAAAUUUACUUGACUGGCUGCUUUUUGCAGCAUCCAGCAAUAUGGCCUUACUACUAUUUCCCAACUUCUAAUUUCUAAUGUGAAUUUGCUUGUGCUGAGGUCGACACAUUGACAGUUAAUCAAUGAUAUGUCAUGCACAUGCACUUGGGGGUGAAUUCUGUAUUUAUUCACUUCAAUUCCCAGGGUUGUGUCCUUCAUCCGGAUAUUUUGAUGAAAGCACACGUCUUGUCUCCCAGCUUUCCUCACCAUGUGUUCCCUUUUUGGCUAAUAGAGGGCUCCGGAAGCACAGCUCCAGCUGUUACAUUUAGAGUUGACAAAUGUUGAGAUUCAUGAAUACACAGUAGUUUAAUUUACAUGUUCCAAUAGAGUUAAAAAGUUUGAUAUUUGCUCAUGGUCCAUUUAGUUUACUUUUCUUUUUUAUAUAUGUACAUAGAAUUCAUGUUUACUAACAUUUUUGCAAUUUAAAUCAGAUUCAGAGUUUCAUUAGUUUAAGUCUCAACCCAAGUGACGACAGUUGGACCGAACAGCUGUUUGAACAUCUGUAACUGUAACAAACUCACUUAAUAUACAGAUGAAGCCCAAUAGUUUCCUGUAUGCAUUUAUAACCAAACUUAACUUGAAUGUUCGGCUGUUCUGUCUCAAGUUCACCUUUCCUGAACUGAAAGUAAGGUUUACAUUUAUCUGGUCUUAAUUGAGCUUCAUCAACACAUCCACACACACACACACACACACACACACACACACACACACACACACACACACACACACACACACACACACACACACACACACACACACACACACACACACACACACACACACACACACACACACACACACCUUUCCUUUCACAGUUUGGUCUGCAAGACUACUUCAGUAAUUCAAAUGAUUUCCCUCUCAUCUUUCCAACAGAAUAGCUGCUACAUCUGACAAAUUGCAUUUCAAAUAUUUUUAUAAGAUAAAAUUUGGCUGUUUGUUUAUAUAAGGAAAUACAUGUCUACAUAUAUUUAAGUGUUAUUGUGUAUAGAAUCAGUAUUAGGCAAACAAAGCCAUGUUUAGGAGGGAGUGGCUUCAGGAUGUGGAUUAUUGAAGUCUCUAUGUGUGUGUGACUAUGCUAUAAGUCAGGUUUCUGUUUGACUCAAACCCUGUGGCAGCCUGGAAACCCAGAGUUCACAUCCUCCCCCCCCCCUCCCUUUUGUGUUUCUUUGUUUUCAAGUUUAAGGUCUUUUAGCUUCACAUGUACAAACCGUAGUUCUGAUCAUCGCCUCACAGGGACUUCACAGGUUUUGGUAGAGUUGUUGCAGCCCUUAGCAACACAUCUGACAGGAUACACUGUAAGUCAUGGCUGUGCCUCUUCAUGAUGCUUUUAAUGUCAUCAACAAAUGUUUUACAUUAUGUCUGAGGAUAUCUAGAUGUUGGAUAGUAAUGGUAGGCAAAUCAGCUCAGGUCGCAACUUUUAUACUUUGAAAGAUGAGCCAGGGCCCAUUGUAUACAAAAAAGACAUGGGUCAGACUUGUUUUCCAUUUCAGUUCAGGGUAUGUCGUGGAUUUUGUUAGUUUGUCUAAUUUUGCUUUUGCUCUAACAGUAAAAGCAUGAGGUUUGGGGACCUUGAAUUUUGCCUUGUUCUCCGCUGGCUUUCAGACCCUCAUUCUAACAAAAAUCCUCUUGUAAAUAAAAACUAGGGGCUUUAGGUGUUAGCUGUGAUUAAUAAGCUCAAUGAAUGUAACGCCAGACUACAGAGUCCGUCCCUUAUCACUUACCCUGUGUCUAGAAGCUCCCCCCCCCCCCCCCCCCCACCCCCGCUUUAAGCUUUCUCACAUUAUUCAUCUAGAAUCGAGGAGACUCAUUGCACUGUCCCAUAUUACUCACUAUAUUUAAAGACUGGUUACCAAGUGUAGCUUUACUGUACAGACUCAAAGAAGAGUGGUGUGAUGUUCUCAAUGGAAAAAAGAAAGUUGCAAUUAUACGCAGAAACCCCCCCCCCCCAACCUUCCCUCCUCUCCUCCACCUGUUGAAGGGGACUGUUGUAGCUGCUGCUUAAACCGAUACUGUAUCUAUUCCAGGUCCUGCUGCAUCUUAGAGGGCUACAAGACAGAGCUCACUGUCCUCAAUGUUGUCUUUAACAAUAGGAUAGACCGGUGCCUUAGAUUGAGAUUUAGUAUUUUUAAUGUAUCACAGUUAACUGAGAAAGCUUGUCCUUACCUCAGCCUCGACAAUCAGCCCACCCGACCUGGGGGGCUUUGUGAAUACAAAUAUUUUCUCUGGAAGAUUUACUAAACCUUAUAACCCCCUGUCUGCUAAUUCGAUGUGUACUGUACAUAUAUCUAAAGUGUACUGAGAUGAGACAACCCGUCAAAAAAAAUAAAGUCUUGCUAAAAUA